This is a messenger RNA of Coccinella septempunctata (seven-spotted ladybird), 1465 nucleotides long. RefSeq names its product jerky protein homolog-like. Gene Ontology annotation, cellular component: nucleus. The record is from RefSeq and is a predicted model, not a curated record. NCBI's taxonomy places the organism in Eukaryota, Metazoa, Arthropoda, Insecta, Coleoptera, Coccinellidae. The transcript has a single exon. Bases 311 to 1465 code for a protein of 384 amino acids. Gene Ontology annotation, molecular function: DNA binding.
AACAGUACAGUAGAACUCCAAUUAUCCGAACUCCGACUAUCCGAAUCGCCGAUUAUCCGAAUCACAAAUGCGCGUCAAGUCUUGACUUGACUUGUCUUAACUUGCCGUUGUGCCUACACUGACUUCCCCCCGCGUGUGUAGGCACAACGGCAAGUUAAGACAAGUUCCGGCGCAUUGCAGUCACGGCGCACCUGUCAUUGUUUGUUUUGAUUAGCCAGUGUGCUAUUGACCUUGCUCGAGGACGCUAUGUACUCUUUCGCUACGGCUUACUUUUGUUUGUGCGUGUACAAUACUGUAUUGUUUUUAUACCAUGGCUUCGAAAAGAAAACGUGUUGUGCUAUCGUUAGCGGACAAACUGAAAAUUAUAGAGCAACUCGAUAAAGGUGUAACGGGUAAGAAGUUGUCUGAGAUUUAUGGUGUUGGACAAGCAACAAUUUCUGACAUUAAAAACAGUAAGUCAACACUUUUAAACUUUGUUUCGGUGCUUGAAAAUGAAGAUGGAAGUUCCUCCAGGAAAACAAUGAAGACAGCAACCAACAAAAAUUUGGAAGAUGCCGUGUUUAAAUGGUUUUUGCAGCAACGUUCUAUGGGAAAUCCGAUUUCAGGUCCAAUCCUUUGUGAAAAAGCCAAAAUCUUAGCAGGAAAGCUUGGUUAUUCAUCUUUUAAGGCUAGUAACGGCUGGCUAAGGAAUUUUAAAUUCAGGCAUGGUGUACGCGAGUUAGAUUUGGCUGGUGAGAAGCUUUCAGCAGACUCUGCAGCUGCUGAAAAUUUUAUUGAAAAAUUUAAAACUGCAUCAGAAUCCUAUGAUCCGGAGUUUGUUUAUAAUGCCGAUGAAACUGGCCUUGUUUGGAAAGCAUUACCAAAAACCACUUUGGCUUCUAAAAGGGAAUCUAGUGCCCCUGGACAUAAGGUCAGUAAAGAACGUGUUAUAGUGCUUAACUGUGCCAACUCCACUGGAAAUCAUAAACUGCCACUUCUUUUGAUAGGAAAAUCAAGAAAUCCAAGAGCAUUUAAAAACGUAAAAAAACUUCCACUCUUCUACAAAAGUCAACCCAAGGCCUGGAUGACUGCAGCUUUGUUUACCGAAUGGUAUGAUGAAGUGUUUAUUCCUGAAGUGAAAAAGCACCAAAAAUCGGUGGGAAAAGAAGGCAGUAAGGUGCUUUUAAUUGUUGAUAACGCACCCACUCAUCCUACAGCAGAACUGUUGGAAAGAGAGAAUGGGCAGUUUAAAACGACGUUUUUGCCUCCCAAUGUUACAAGUUUGCUGCAACCCAUGGACCAGUCUGUUAUUGAAACAAUGAAGCGCCAUUACAGAAGGCAACUGCUGAGAAAACUGCUGAUCGAAGGUGCUGAAGAUGAAGAAUUGGAUUUGGAAAAUCAUAGCAAAAUAAAUUUAGAGGACUGCUGUUACAUGGUAGCGGAAGCUUGGAGUUUGGUUACGGCAGUGACGCUAAGACGUGCGUAG